This is a messenger RNA of Saccharomyces paradoxus, 1332 nucleotides long. RefSeq names its product Asa1p (gene ASA1). The record is from RefSeq and is a predicted model, not a curated record. Gene Ontology annotation, molecular function: protein binding. Bases 1 to 1332 code for a protein of 443 amino acids. The transcript has a single exon. Lineage: Eukaryota; Fungi; Ascomycota; Saccharomycetes; Saccharomycetales; Saccharomycetaceae.
AUGGGGGGCUCUAGUAAUGAGAAAAGCCUAAAGAGAACGCUGACUUUAUCCGAUUUCACCUUACGUUAUCAUAAAAAGGGCAUUACAGCUCUGCAGGUCAUCAAAGCACCGUCUGUUUCAAACGUACCAGUCUUAUUAUCCGGUGAUAAUCACGGUUAUUUUGUCAUGUGGAACUUGGUGACCAAGAGACCGAUUACAUGUACACAAAUCGAAGGCAACCCGCACAUUAUAGCGUUUCGGUGGGUGGAAUCUACAGCUGUACUCUGCAUUCUUUCUAAAGACUCCAUGCUGCGAAUGUUCAAGCUAGAAGAAUCUGCGCUACGAUCUAUAGAUUUAGUCAAAAAGCCAAAUCAAGCCAAUAAGACGGAAGAUCCGCAAUGGACUCAAAUCUAUGAGAUGCCAAUAAACACACUCAAUUUUGCGAAUUUUAUCAUUGAGGCUCAAGUGAAACCUAAGAAAGAUAAUAGAGACUAUAGGUUAAUUUGCUGCCAUACUGAUGAUUCGGAAUCUAUCGAUAUAUACCGGAUAAUAGAAGAUUCAACAUUCAAAUUGAAAAGGCCAUUCAGUAAUAUUAAUUUCCCCAAAUACUUGAAAAAGCAGGAUUUUUUACAAAUUCCCAAGAAUUCCAAAUUUGGUAUAAUAAUGAGGUUUGCUAGAUUAAACGAUGUCAUAUUUUUAGGUUUUGAAAAUGGAUUUAUAGUUGGAUUUAAAACUACUUUUGAUGAAAGUCUUCACCGAGACGUUGCCGAACUGGUCCAUGUUUCUAAUGAUCAUUAUCCGAACCCGAUACUUAAUAUGUGUGUUAGCGGUGAUGAACUUUAUAGCUGUUCCACAGAUGAUUUCAUAACCAAGCACAAAAUCUCAGUGAGUUUACAACCUGCCACGAAAUACUGUAAAGAAAAUGCAUUUUUUAUAAAGUGUCCAAGCACACUGAGAGUAAGCGAACCAGCAAGAAUUUAUCUUCCCUUGAAAAACAUCAGUCAUAUUGAUAAAAUAACGGACGAUUACUUACUCGUGAGUAGUUGGUCGGGAAUAACAAUUGUUCUUGAUAUGCGUACUUCAGAAGUGGUGCAAACUUUUAUGAAGUCAAAAAACAACUUGGUUGUGAGCGAUAGCUCUAUUGGAGACUUAACAAACGGCAGCGGCUCAAAUACAGAAUCCAGCUCAAAAUCUCAUAACUACAAAGUGGGAGCAAUGACAGGUUUGGAAUCAUUUGCUGUGCAAUCAAAUGGUUUGAAGUUAGGAGAACUUAGACGUAUUAAAGCGCUGGCGGAAUGUAGCUGGUGUUUAAUUGGGUAUGAUGAUGGCACCAUAAAGCUCAACAAAAUAUAA